Tuber melanosporum (Perigord truffle) is the source of this 402-nucleotide messenger RNA. Its product is annotated as 40S ribosomal protein S29. Gene Ontology annotation, biological process: translation. The coding region runs from base 83 to 253 and encodes 56 amino acids. The transcript is spliced from 4 exons. Lineage: Eukaryota; Fungi; Ascomycota; Pezizomycetes; Pezizales; Tuberaceae. The record is from RefSeq and is a predicted model, not a curated record. Gene Ontology annotation, molecular function: zinc ion binding; structural constituent of ribosome. Gene Ontology annotation, cellular component: cytosolic small ribosomal subunit; ribosome.
CGACGACGACGAUACCAAUCCAACCGCUAACGCACGGCCAAUUUUUAGCUCCAACGUAAAAUAAACACAACACUCGACAAUCAUGGCUCACGAGACAGUUUGGUACUCUCGCCCUCGCUCCUACGGAAAGGGUAGCAGAUCUUGCCGCGUAUGCGCUCACAGGGCCGGUUUGAUCCGUAAGUACGGACUCAACAUCUGCAGACAGUGCUUUAGGGAAAAGUCCACCGAUAUCGGUUUCGUCAAGAUGCGAUAAAUCAUGUCGGUUCGGCGGCUGGGGGCGCGAGGGGGCCCCCGGGGGAGUUUAUAAAAUCUGGGAGCGGUGUUCUCUUUUUUCUCUUUUUCUCCCUAAGUUUCCGUACACAGAAUGUUACCGAAUCAAUGAACGGGAAUGUUUCAACGGGA